Messenger RNA from Topomyia yanbarensis, 1646 nucleotides. It is a transcript of the gene CSN4, whose product is annotated as COP9 signalosome complex subunit 4. Bases 360 to 1589 code for a protein of 409 amino acids. The transcript has 4 exons. The record is from RefSeq and is a predicted model, not a curated record. Gene Ontology annotation, cellular component: COP9 signalosome; cytosol. NCBI's taxonomy places the organism in Eukaryota, Metazoa, Arthropoda, Insecta, Diptera, Culicidae.
UCCAUUAGACGUUUGUUUGACAAUUCAGCGGUGGGUUCUGUCAACAAGUCUACUCCUGCGAACAGAAAAACUCGUCCGACAAACAACUUUGUUAGUCCGAUUCGUUUGAUGUUGGAUCGAAUCAACGAUAUUGUCGGACGUCGCACCCCUCGGAGUAACGUCAGAAUAAGUAAACAAGAAAUAAUCAGCUGAUCAGAAACGUCUCAUGGAUUGCCUAAUUCCUAAGAGAUCUAUUCAACAUCUUGAGAGCACAGUACUUCUUGUUUUGUUUAUAUUUUAAACAAAAAAAAUUGAUCCAGAGAUCCCGUCGAUGUUCUAGAUCUGUUGCAUCCCCCUAAGGUUUAUUCAUUUUUAAAGCUAUGGCUUUUUCCGCUACAGCACUUCGCAAUCAGCUUGCUGCGCUGACAAACUCUUCCGGAAUUCAUAAAGAACAAGCAGAUAAGUACCGAGCAUUAUUAGAUCAAAUAUUACUCAACACUGGCAAUGAACUUGUGGAUACUUUGAAAUUGUUUAUUGAAGCAAUCGUAAAUGAGCAUGUCAGUCUUGUCAUUUCUCGGCAAAUACUGUCUGAUGUAAGUUCUCAUUUAACGAAACUACCGGAUGAUAUUUCGAAAGCAGUGUCCCAUUUCACUUUGGAUAAAGUGCAACCACGUGUAAUUUCUUUUGAGGAACAAGUUGCCAGUAUCCGCCAGCAUUUGGCACAAAUAUACGAACGAACUCAAAAUUGGAAGGAAGCUGCAAAUGUUCUUGGUGGAAUACCGUUAGAAACGGGACAAAAGCCAUACUCACUGGAUUACAAAUUAGAGACUUAUUUGAAAAUUGCUCGCCUAUACUUGGAAGACGAGGACCCAGUUCAAGCUGAGGCGUUUAUUAACCGCGCAUCUAUUCUCCAAGCCGAUACAAAGGAUGAAAAGUUACAAAUAUUGUAUAAGGUUUGCUACGCACGGGUGCUGGACUACCGUCGUAAGUUUAUCGAGGCUGCCCAACGCUACAACGAACUGUCCUACCGCACUAUCGUGGAAGAGGGUGAACGCAUGACUGCUUUGAAAAAAGCACUCAUAUGUACCGUUCUGGCUUCGGCUGGCCAACAAAGAUCGCGCAUGCUAGCUACUCUUUUCAAAGAUGAGCGCUGUCAACACCUUCCUGCGUAUUCCAUUUUGGAGAAAAUGUACUUGGACCGUAUCAUUCGCCGAUCAGAACUGCAGGAUUUUGAAGCCUUGCUUCAGGCUCACCAGAAGGCAAGCACCAUUGAUGGAUCUACCAUCCUCGAUCGAGCGGUUUUCGAGCACAAUCUAUUGUCUGCUAGUAAAUUAUAUAACAACAUCACGUUUGAUGAACUGGGAUCGCUUCUGGAAAUUCCGCCUCCUAAAGCGGAACGGAUUGCUAGUCAAAUGAUAACCGAAGGACGUAUGAAUGGAUAUAUCGAUCAAAUCGAUGGCGUCGUCCACUUUGAGACCCGUGAAAUACUUCCUCAGUGGGACAAGCAGAUUCAAAGCCUUUGCUAUCAGGUGAACGGGUUGAUUGAGAAAAUCAGUGCUGCCGAACCGGAAUGGAUAAAUAAGGUUAUGGAUGAAGAUAUGUGCACUUGAAUUCCUACCUCAGAAUAAUAGUUUUGAAUAAUUUGAAAAUGAUUGCUCUCAGCAUUA